Penicillium argentinense is the source of this 1431-nucleotide messenger RNA. RefSeq lists its product as uncharacterized. Bases 1 to 1431 code for a protein of 476 amino acids. The transcript is spliced from 5 exons. The record is from RefSeq and is a predicted model, not a curated record. Gene Ontology annotation, biological process: carbohydrate metabolic process. NCBI's taxonomy places the organism in Eukaryota, Fungi, Ascomycota, Eurotiomycetes, Eurotiales, Aspergillaceae.
AUGCGCUUCAAAUUGCUCCUCAAUGUUGCUUUCUGGGCCCAAGGGCUUCUCUUGCCUGCACGAGCUGCGGUGAUAAACUCUACCAGUGUCUUCACUCCCAAGGCAAUUGCAACGGGGCAAGAUAUCAAAUGGCCAGAUUCUUCGCCCAAGGCUUUUAGUCUCGAUUCCGAGUCGCCUUUUGCGACCAUCGAUUAUGGAUCGGAGGUGGCCGGGUAUCCUUUCUUCCAAGUCAGCACUUUAGAAGGGCCGGUUCAAAUUGAAGUGAAGUAUAGCGAGCCCUAUCAUGGUCGGCAGCACCCGUGGAGUGAUGGGCCGUACAGCUUCGCGACAAGUCUGUCCAACGUGGCCCGAGUGGAGACUUUCGAAGUUACGCAUACCGGAAAGCUACAGUCUCCUCUGAUAAAGAGAGGUCAGCGAUGGCAAUCUAUUCGCCUCGUUGCUGGAAAGAGCGUUAUGUUUUCCGCGGUGGGUUCCACAGUGACAAUGCUGUGUUCAACGAAAAUUUGGAAGCCUGGCGCGAAGGCAGCGAGCCUGGCAUGUCUCGAAAAUGGCACACAAGGUCCUAUCUGGACGAUCGAUCCAGUGAAAGGUGCCUUUGUGCAUAGCACCCGGGCCCCGCCAAACGUGGAGACUGCAACAUUCGAAAACUAUACACUGGUUUUUGAAGCUUUCAUUGAGAGAGCUGGUGUCUGGUGGACAAUGGUGAAUUGCCCAAAAAAAACCACAUUUGCUAACAUUAACAAAACUCUCACUCCUGCAAACAGCAUCUUGCUGGCGAAGGGCUAUGACUUUGUCAAUCAAACGACGCUAGAGACAUAUUUACUUGACACCUUCACCAUCCCUUUUGUAGUGCACGAAAAGCAAUGGUACAAGAUAGCGACUGUCCUUUCUGGCGGGGACCGAAUUUCCGUCCAAAUCAAUGGCACACAGGUCUUCAACACCUCCCUGUCUGAUUAUUAUACCGGAGGCUCGGCAGUCUCAUUGAGUGGUGCGAUUGGCUUCGGAUGGGAUAUCACCCCAUCAACCACUGUUCAGGCUUUCGGUGAGCGUGGCGAGUAUCCGGCUCUGGAGGACUACCAAAUGCUAGGGUUCUUGAGCUUUUAUCAUUAUGUGAAUCAAACCAAUGACUUCGACUACGCUGCUCAUACUUGGUCGCAAUGGCGAAAGCAGAUGCAUUGGAUGCUCUCUACGAGGAAUUCUAUAGAUGGGUUGAUCGACCUGGCCAGCGCCUUUCUGGGUGUCAGCUCGGGUGGCUCGGCUGUUGGCUGCCUUACAGUUGAAACGCUCAAAGGCGCUGCUGGGAUUGCUGAGGCAUUGGGACACGCCGCUGAUGCAAAGAAGUAUCAAAGAACUGCACAUGAUCUGGUCCUCCAAUCCAUCAACGCUCAUCUUUGGAAUGAAAAGCUUGGAGCACACGCAGAGAGUCAGUAA